This is a messenger RNA of Rhipicephalus sanguineus (brown dog tick), 783 nucleotides long. RefSeq lists its product as uncharacterized. The record is from RefSeq and is a predicted model, not a curated record. Lineage: Eukaryota; Metazoa; Arthropoda; Arachnida; Ixodida; Ixodidae. The transcript is spliced from 5 exons. The coding region runs from base 1 to 783 and encodes 260 amino acids.
AUGCGGGAAGCUGCCCCACCCGUGGUGCUGCCGAGCGGCGUCCACGAGUCGAGCGGCUCGUUGUCGCACGACCACCACGACCACGACCAUCCGUCGAAUCUCGGAGUGGAUGACGCGGUGGAGACUAAGACCGAAGGGCGGAGACAGACGAAGCCACAGCAACCGACCAAGAAGCCAACGCCGAAGACUACGCCGCCUCCGCUCGUCACAGCUGAAGAAGAAACUGCGCAGUCUGUUGACAGCGAAGAGGGCGAGGCGGCCACUACGACGGUCGAAGUGACCACCACCACCACCCGUCGCCGGACUACGAAGAAAAGCAGCGUAGUCAAGACCAAACGCCGACGCAACCAAGUCUCCACAAAAGGGCACCCGUCUCCUCCUCCUCCUCCUCCUGCGGAAAAACGCCCGCGGAACGGUGCGGCACGCCCUGCCGCAAGAGGAGAUGAGCCAGCCGAAGACGAAGCGCCCAAAGAGCCCAUGGAGGAACAGUCCAAGAAGGAACAGCCCAAGAAGGAACAGCCAAAAGAGGAACAGCCAAAGGAGGAACAGCCGAAGGAGGAACCGCAACCUGCGGAGGAAGAACCUGCGGCUGACCAACCUUCCGCGGAACAGCCAGCCCUUGAACAACCCGCAGCAGAACAGCCCGCAGUGGAAGAGCAGCCUGCGGAGGAAGAUCGAACGCCGACACCGCGCAAGGGCGCUGCAACGACUCGGAGUCCCGGUUUUCCCCAGACGCACUCGAAGUCACCCAGGACUAAAGUCAAGACGGGUGAGACAUUUUAA